UGUAAAUAUAUAUUUAUUUAAAUAUCUAUUUAUGUAUAAUUUUAAAUUUGUAGCGGGCGAUCGCCUUCUGGAUAUUCCCUGUAAAGUUUGUGGCGAUCGAAGUUCCGGAAAGCACUAUGGGAUCUACAGUUGUGAUGGCUGCUCGGGGUUUUUUAAGCGCAGCAUCCAUCGAAAUCGCAUUUACACCUGCAAAGCCACCGGUGAUCUGAAGGGGCGAUGUCCUGUGGACAAGACUCAUCGGAACCAGUGUCGCGCGUGCCGCCUUGCCAAGUGCUUCCAAUCGGCCAUGAAUAAGGAUGCUGUCCAGCAUGAGCGUGGACCCAGGAAACCAAAGCUCCAUCCACAGCUGCAUCACCAUCAUCAUGCCGCGGCCGCUGCUGCGGCUGCCCAUCAUGCAGCAGCCGCCCACCACCAUCACCAUCAUCACCACCACGCCCAUGCCGCAGCUGCCCACCAUGCGGCCGCUGCUGCUGCGGCUGCUGCCGGACUACACCAUCACCAUGGCGGUCACCUGCCCGUCUCCCUCGUGACGAAUGUCUCGGCCUCGUUCAACUACACGCAGCACAUCUCCACGCAUCCACCUCCUCCGCCGUCGGCAGCGGGAGGAUUCCACCUGGCGACCGGUGGGCAGCAGCAGGCGGGCGCUCCUCUAGCACACCAUCAUCACACGGGGUCCGGCGGUCAACAGCAGCAUGCGACGGCCUUCCACCAUCCGGGCCAUCCGGGGCAUGCGUUGACAGCGCCACAUAGCGGCCUGAACAGCGGCGGCACUGGCAGCUCCAUAUCCAGCAGCGGAUCCGGUGCCGGCGGCCCGUCCUUAUCCUUCCCCCAGCACCUGCUGCACCACAACUUGAUUGCCGAGGCGGCCAGCAAGUUGCCUGCCAUUACAGCCACGGCCGUUGCCGCCGUGGUGUCCUCCACCAGCACACCCUAUGCCUCAACGGGUCAGAUGGUGCCCACCGGCAGCAAUAACUACUCGUCUCCCUCGCCCAGCAACUCCGUGCAGUCCAUCUCGAGCAUUGGAUCGCGCAGCGGAGGCGGAGAUGGGGGCCUGAGCCUGGGCAGCGAGAGUCCGCGUGUGAAUGUGGAGACGGAGACUCCCUCGCCGUCUGCCUCUCCGCCGCUUAGCGCCGGCAGUAUUUCUCCAGCGCCCACGCUCACGGACUCUCACAGCCUGGCGGCCUCUUCCGGAUCACCUAUACCUCGUCAGACAUCGCAGCACAGUCUCAGUGAGGCCAUCACCCCUCCUAGCCAUGGCUUAUUACGGAUCCACAACAACAAUAACAGUAUUAUAAACCACAAUAACAACAACAAUGGAGAGAAUAAGCAGGCGAGCUUCACUUCCGGAUCACCUACUCCCACAACGCCCACUCCUCCGCCAAUGCGUAAUGGGGAGGUGGCCUGCCAGUCGUCGGCAGCAGUGGCAUCAGCGUCCAAUGGGUUCCUCGAGCUGCUGCUUAGCCCGGACAAGUGCCAGGAGCUGAUCCAGUACCAGGUGCAGCACAACACACUCCUCUUCCCGCAACAGCUUCUCGACUCGAGGCUGCUCUCCUGGGAGAUGCUGCAGGAAACGACGGCGCGUCUGCUCUUCAUGGCGGUGCGCUGGGUGAAGUGCCUCAUGCCCUUUCAGACGCUCUCCAAGAACGACCAGCACUUGCUACUUCAGGAGUCCUGGAAGGAGCUCUUCCUGCUUAACCUGGCGCAGUGGACGAUUCCUUUGGACCUCACGCCUAUUCUGGAGUCGCCUCUCAUCCGGGAGAGGGUGCUGCAGGACGAGGCUACGCAGACGGAGAUGAAGACCAUCCAGGAGAUACUGUGUCGCUUCCGACAGAUCACGCCCGACGGUAGCGAGGUGGGCUGCAUGAAGGCCAUCGCCCUUUUUGCCCCGGAAACCGCCGGGCUGUGCGACGUGCAACCGGUGGAGAUGUUGCAGGACCAGGCGCAGUGCAUCCUGUCCGACCAUGUGCGCCUGCGCUACCCCCGUCAGGCCACCCGCUUCGGCCGCCUCCUGCUCCUGCUGCCCUCACUGCGCACCAUCCGGGCGGCCACCAUCGAGGCCCUGUUCUUCAAGGAGACCAUUGGCAACGUGCCGAUCGCCCGCCUGCUGCGCGACAUGUACACCAUGGAGCCGCCGGCCCAGGUGGAGAAGUGAGCAGCGCCCGGCAGGCUGGGCUUUGCAAUGUAAUCAAAAUCGAUUUAGUAGCACUUAGGCGGCCAACAUUUCUGUCACUUGCAAAAAUAUUCAUAUUCCGAGCGCGACCUAAAAAAAAACGUAAAAACUGUUUU
Molecule: messenger RNA, 2286 nt
Organism: Drosophila ananassae
Lineage: Eukaryota; Metazoa; Arthropoda; Insecta; Diptera; Drosophilidae
Gene: dsf
Product: protein dissatisfaction
Exons: 4
Coding region: 32-2152 (706 amino acids)
Biological process (GO): cell differentiation; regulation of transcription by RNA polymerase II; anatomical structure development
Molecular function (GO): nuclear receptor activity; RNA polymerase II cis-regulatory region sequence-specific DNA binding; zinc ion binding
Source: RefSeq, a predicted model, not a curated record